Messenger RNA from Octopus bimaculoides (California two-spot octopus), 3404 nucleotides. RefSeq lists its product as uncharacterized. NCBI's taxonomy places the organism in Eukaryota, Metazoa, Mollusca, Cephalopoda, Octopoda, Octopodidae. The record is from RefSeq and is a predicted model, not a curated record.
GAACCAUGAAGAUAUUUUUAUCCGACUCAUCCACCACUUUGACCUCCCAAAAAUAUGCUUUCAAGACCUCCUCACAUCCUUCCUCAGUGGUUAAUUAGAUGACCUGAACUGACCAAUGAAACUUCAGUAAUUCCAUUUACUGCUGUACGUCAUUCAUAAUGUGUCUUUAGUUUCUUUACGUCGUAUUUGAUGAUAAUUGUCGCUACGCAUACAGAUUUUUCAUGAGAAUGCCAGAUGACAUAGGAAUUCCAGAAUAUUUUAACCUUGGAUUUAUCAUUUACCAAAAUUAAAGGAAACUGUUAUACAGAGAAGUUAUAAUCCUUGUUUAUACAAAUCUGUGUAAGAAUUACUGUGAAUUCUUUUGGCUACGAUUGUUAACAAAAUUUCUCUGCUGCACUGUUUGGAAUCUGUAUUCUGAUUGAACUUGGAUUACAAAGAAGUUUGCAGGACCUUCAGAUUUUGACAAAGAUCACAAUUGAUAAAGAAAUACAACAGAAUGAAUAUUUGUGAGGAAUAAAAUAUAAGAACUUAAAGAAAAUUAACCGAAUAUUUCAGUUAGAGUGAAGAAAAGUUAUGGAGAAGGAAUUCUCUGAAGUCAGUGUAAAAUGUGAAUCGCAGUUUGAAAAGAAUGAGUUUCUUGGGGAAUUGUCAAAAGAUUCAGGCAAUUCAUUUUACCAUUGUGAUAUCUGUAGAAAGUCAUUCUCUCAAAAAGGUAAUCUGAAUAUUCACAGACAGAUUCAUGCCGGACAAAAACCAUAUCACUGUGAUAUUUGUGGUAAAUCAUUCUCUCAGAAGGGUAACUUCAAUAUUCACAGAUACAUUCACACAGGAGAGAAACCGUAUCACUGCGAUGUCUGUGGUAAAUCAUUCUCACAAAAAAGUAGCUUAACAAUACACAAAAGAAUUCACACAGGAAGGAAACCCUACAGCUGCGAUGUCUGUGAUAAGUCAUUUUCUGAGACAGGUGGCUUAACCAUUCACAAACGCAUUCAUACAGGAGAGAAACCAUAUCACUGUGACAUCUGUGAUAAAUCAUUUUCUGGACGUGGCAACUUAGCUACACACAAACGUAUCCAUACAGGUGAGAGGCCGUACCCUUGUGAUAUCUGUAGUAAAUCAUUCUCUCAGAAAGAAAGCUUGAUAAAUCACAAGCAUCUUCAUACAGGAGAGAAACCGUUUCUCUGUGAUAUCUGUGGUAAAUCAUUCUCUCAAAGAAAUAGCCUUGCUGAACACAAACACAUUCAUACAGGUGAGAAACCGUAUGUGUGCAAUAUCUGUGGGAAAUCUUUCUCUGUAGGAAGCCACUUAAUUAGACACAAAUCCAUUCAUACAGGAGAGAAGCCAUAUCACUGUGAUGUCUGUGGCAAAUCAUUCUCUCAGAAUGGUAUCUUGACUACACACAAACGGAUUCAUACAGGAGAAAAACCAUAUCAGUGUGAUAUCUGCAAUAAAUCUUUUUCUCAUAAAGGUAACUUAACUACACAUAAAAAUAUUCAUUCAGGAGAGAAGCAACUCCAGUGUAGUAUCUCUGACCAGUCAUUCUCUCAAAGUGAUAACCUGACUAUACAUGUAUAUAUCCAUGAAAGAGAGUAACAAUAUCACUAUGAUGUGUGAAGGCGCAUGGCUCAAUGGUUAGAGCAUUCGGCUGACAAUCAUGAAGUAGUGAGUUUGAUUCCCCAGACCAGAUUGUGUGUUGUGUUCUUGAGCAAGACACUUUAUUUUACGUUACUCCAGUUCACUCUGCUGUAGAAAUGAGUUGUGACGUCACUGGUGCCAAGCUAUAUCAGCCUUUGGAUAAUGUCAGUGGCAUGGAUAGGAGAGGCUGGUAUACGUGGGUGACUGCUGGUCUCCUAUUAAGAAACUUGCCCAGAUUUGUGCCUCAUAGAGGGGAACUUUCUUGGUGUAAUCCCAUGGUCAUUCAUGACCGAAGGGGGGUCUUUACGUUUUUAUGAUGCAGGUACCUGAACUAUGCAUAAACAUCUUUAUACAGCUGGUACCACAAAGAAAAGCCCUCAGUCCUCUUUGUUGGGUGCUUGAUGUUAGGAAGAGCAUCCAACCGUGAAGACCCUUCCAAAACAGACAGUAAAGCCUGAUGCAAUCUGCCUAGCUAGCCCCUGUCAAACCUGCAACUCAUGGAAAACGGAUGUUGAAUGAUGAUACACAGAAAUAUUUAUACAGAGGAGAAACUCUAUCACUGACAUCUGUAUGGUUAGCUCGUUAGCACUGAGAUUACUUUGUUGAAUGUAAUGCUUUUUUUUAUUCACAUUGUUUUAAAUCUGUUACUCUUCUACUUGUUUCAGUCAUUUGACUGCGGCCAUGCUGGAGCACCACCUUUAGUCGAGCAAAUCGACCCUAGGACUUAUACUUUGGAAGCCUGGUACUUAUUCUAUCGGUCUCUUUUGCCGAACCGCUAAGUUACGGGGAUGUAAACACACCAGCAUCGGUUGUCAAGCGAUGUUGGGGUGACAAACACGGACACACAAACAUAUAUAUAUAUAUACAUAUAUACGAUGGGCUUCUUUCAGUUUCCGUCUACCAAAUCCACUGACAGUGCUUUGGUCGGCCCAAGGCUAUAGUAGAAGACACUUGCCCAAGGUACCACACAGUGGGACUGAACCCGGAACAUGUGGUUGGUAAGCAAGCUACUUACCACACAACCACUCCUGUUUCCUGUUGUUGUUCAUUAUCUUUUAGCUUGAAGAUAUUAAUGAUGUGAUUGUUUAUUUUUUUUUUUGGAAUGUCUUUGUAUGGGACAUAUGGCAACCCAGAUUUCUGGUCUGAACAUAAAAUGGGUAGAAUAUUCAGGCCAGAUGUGGCCAGUUUAAAUGCUAAAGACUUAAAUCAUUCUGUCAACCACAUCACUUAACCACACACACACCAUAGAAAUGAGAAAACACAUCACUGCAAAAUCUGUAGUGAAUGUUUCUCUCAAACAAAUCACUUAACUACAAGUACACUAGUGUAGCUAGGGGGAGGGGGCGGUAGAUACAGUCUGCCCCAGCCCCAGGCGGCACUUUUAAAGGGACACCACUUUCGAGGGCUCUGCUGUAGGCAAUGUUUUUUGUGGGGUCCGAGAGUGGCAAACCCGGGCGACACACACUCUAGCUAUGCUAGUGCACAUACACGAACCUUCACACAGAAGAGAAACCACAUUACUGUAAUAUCUGUAGUGAAUGCUUCUCUUAAAUAGACCACUGACACAAACACAUUCAUACAGAAGAGUAACUGCAUCAAUGUCUGAAGUGAUUUGUGGAAUUAAAAAUGUCGCAUGUAACAACAAAUAUAUCCUAUCAGGAAAGAAGAUAUCAGUGUGUUAUAACAACCUGUUAACGUUAUAUUUUAUGUAACCACAUCAAUAUCUACCAUUGUUGUAUUUUUAAUAAAAAUUCUUCUUUUGUAAUAUU